CGCUUUGUUCCAUUAUUUAUAACCACCGUAAAGUUAUUUAUAUUUUUCAACGCUCAGAUGGUUCACUUGCAUCAUUUUACCGUCAGAAUUUUUAACUCUAUUAAAUUAUUAUCAAUUAUCGAUACAAGACGUCCAAUUAAAAAGCCCGAGUAUGUGUUCGAUAACGUGGAUAGAUAUUUAUCGCAAGGUAAGCCGGUGAAUCUACUGUGCGGUGCUCAGUCUCUAGUCGAGUUGGUGAUCGCAGUUCGUUAACACGAGUGUAUAUCAACAUGAAGAACAACUUCCAGUUAAUCGGAUAAUCGUUGACAUACUUCAUAAAAACCACAAUUAUUUGUACUCUGUUGUUUGUUAAUUUAUUUGUUAGUGCCGUUAAAAAUAUACCAAAAUUGCGGCUUCAAAGGCAAAAGAGCUCAAGGGCCCAUCCAAAUUAGGAAUGGGAAACUCAAAGUCACGAUGCACAAAAAUGUUUGCUAGCAAAAGCGACGACGACCACACGUCAGUCAGUUCUGUUGAGUCGAGAGACCCACCGUUUUCGACGGACAUCAACGACGGCUGGACAGCAGACCAUGAGCUAGAGCUUCUUCGUCGGACUAUCGAACAAGAUCCAGAGAUUUUCAUCCUCAACAAUCUCAUGAUGUCCAUCCAGUUCUUUGAGAAUUAUGACGAAGAAAUAGCGAGCAUAAGGCAGACACUUGUGUCGUCACUUGAGGAGGAAUUCAACACCUGCUUGCCGGCACAGAAGCAUGUUCUCAUACCGGAUGUACUUCAAGAGCGCCUCGCGCGUAAAGUUGACUUCACUUACGUCGGGCCGUCGAUGAUACCUUCCGUGGAAUCUCUCCAGCCGAUUCGUGUCUUUGUUGUUCAUGACAACAUCGAAGUCUCGGAGCAGAGUUUCGCUUCGCCUUAUUGCAGCGUAAAUGAAACAGUCACUUACAGCAUGCAGUUGAAGCCCAGCAAACAUAAAGGAUAUGCGUUGUUGCAGCGGCUAGAAGUAAAUCCCUCUAGGAGGAAGACCCAACGGGCGAGUGUAAAUGUGAUAUAUAGUGACGGUGAUAGUUAUUACAAUGGUAGUAAAACUAGUCCAGAUAACAACAGCUUGUCAGCGGAUCGCGAUAAGAAAUCUAACGGAAGCGGAAGUUCAAAUUUAACGGCAUCAUCUUCUAAUUUAAAUUACGAAGACAGCGCGUAUGAUGAGAGGGAUAAUUUUAAUUUUAGCACCGGUAAAUUUAAAAAGGAACAAAAUAGGAAACAAAUCAAUGACAGAGGGGACGCGAGGACCAGGCAGACCAGAGAUAAAUUAUUUAAUGGAGCUGCCAGUUCUGCUGAAAGCACCAGUUCGGGUUACAAGUCCAGCAACUAUGCCAUUGACAGCGACAGUGACGGAAGUUACGCGAUUUCGACUGUCGGUGAUGUAAAAGUUGACUCAGAGACCGAGAGACCGGUAUUCAGUCCGGAAAUUCCUCGUGAGUGUUUCGAAAUUUACGACCCGCGGACUACGCGAGUACAAAAAAAUCUUAACAGUAAAGACAGAAAAAUAAGAGGAAUCAUUCAUAGUCGCAAGUACGAUGUCUGGUAUUUAAAUAGCCGAAAAUUUAUGGAUCAUUUUUAUGAAUUAUUUACUAAUGGGUUGUCUGACUUGAUGGGAUUUGAUGCGGAUGAGGAUGAAGAUGGACCUUUGGGAGCAGUAAUUUAUCGGGAUAAAAUAGAACCACUGGAGUCGUUGAUUGGUACCAAAGAUGACCAGUUCGCUAUUAUACCUUGCAUCUGGCUACCCUGGCCGGAAAUCGCUGACGAGUGGCUCGACCGACCGCGUACCACGUGGCCCGACUACGACGUCAUUGAAAGAGUCAAGGAAAUUGGAUGCUACAUUAUUCCUGAGGGCUACGCUGAAGAAAAUGGAAACAACAGCUUGAAGAAUCUCGAGUGGGAAUUGACCUUUCCGGCGGCGGAACGUUAUUUAGAAACGUGUAUGGGUUAUUCACAAGCUCGAGUCUACUUUAUGGCUCUGGUGCUCAAGAAGACAUUCAUCCGUCCUAUAGAUUCAUUUGUUGGACUCACGGCCAAUCAUAUCAGACAUCAUAUGUUCUGGAUGAUUGAGGAACUCGACACACCUUCCAAGUGGAUGGAGAACCGCAUGGGCGAAUGCUUGAUGACCUUCUUGGGGACUCUGUACCACUCAAUCAGCCAAGACGAACCCAUAAUGCAGGACUAUUUUAUAAAAGAAAAAAAUAUAUUUCCGGCAAAAAAAUACCUUCUAAGAACGCAGAAACAGCUGAAGAGAAUUAUUGAGAAUCCGGUGAUGUAUUUUAUUCACGCGAUGCAAAAUAUUAAACACAGCAGGAGUUUUUUUCCGAAAUUAGACUACGCGACGUUGCUGAGAAUACUCACUGAUGAUAUUUUGAUGCUGAUAAAUCCGCAUCUGGGUGGAACUCGAACGAUCAAGUCUCAGUCAAAGAGUAUUGAGUCUUUGGAAAAAAUUUAUGAACCUACUGGAGGGUUUUGGGACAGCGCGAAACAUGAGAAAGAAAAACGUCGGGUCAGGAAAAUGGUUACUAGUAAAAACCUUGUCGACACAAAGACUUCUUACGACCAAAUUUUAGAAAUUCCGGUAAAGUGUGCGGAAAUGGAACCGCAGAGACUGUGCUUGCUGCUGGACUUAUUUAUCAGACACUUUAUUAGAAUAGCGGAGUGUUGUCACAAGUAUCGAUCACUGUCACAGAAGACAGUGUACAUCGAACACUCGGAGAGACUCUGCAUGAUUUUAUCAAAGUACGACAGCUAUAAAGACGACGCAAAAGCUUACUUAGACAGACUCCACGCGCUGAAACGCCGCGUCGCCAGCACGAAACCCCAGAGUGAUCCUCCCGAGACUCCGAUUCGCAAUUCCGAUCGGUCUAUUUUCUCGGCCUCGCUCAACAACCGCUUCCAUCAUCCAGUAGAAUCUCAAACAUCCGCGCCAUUACCCUCGAUCGGUGAGUCUGUGGACUACACACGAGAAAAUUUCAAAGCUAAAAGUAGUAAUGAGGGUCCCCAUGAACUUGAAUCCCCUCCAGCCCGCAAGCACGUCACCAUGGCAGUAGUUCACGAGGUUCAGUCAUCCUCGAGCUCGUCUACCGAAGCAAUCGAGCUCCAGCAAAUGGGGAAUUCAAAUGAAAAUAGUGAGAAAAAUAAUAAGCCGCGAUCUGUUUCGCUGAAUGCCGACAAGAACUUGCAAGAAGAAACGACCUACAUUUGAUUUAAAUAAUUUAGCUUACCUUUAUAUUAUUUAAAUAAUGACAGCUACUACUUACUGUAUAAAUAACUUUUAUAAUUAUAUAUAUUAAAUAAAAUAUUUAAUUUAU
Messenger RNA from Microplitis demolitor, 3341 nucleotides. RefSeq lists its product as uncharacterized. The transcript has 5 exons. NCBI's taxonomy places the organism in Eukaryota, Metazoa, Arthropoda, Insecta, Hymenoptera, Braconidae. The record is from RefSeq and is a predicted model, not a curated record. Bases 434 to 3235 code for a protein of 933 amino acids.